Parastagonospora nodorum SN15 is the source of this 144-nucleotide messenger RNA. RefSeq lists its product as hypothetical. The coding region runs from base 1 to 144 and encodes 47 amino acids. The record is from RefSeq and is a predicted model, not a curated record. The transcript is spliced from 2 exons. Lineage: Eukaryota; Fungi; Ascomycota; Dothideomycetes; Pleosporales; Phaeosphaeriaceae.
AUGGGUCAUGGCGGUCACGAUGUUGUGUUUUCCAGUCUAAUGCCCCUCAAUGCCCCAGCCUUCAACAUAGGAAAACGUGACCUGGAUAUCUUCGAAGCACUUUCAUCAAUCCAGGAAUUCAUAAUCAGAACGCCAUCGCUGUAG